CGUUAAAGUGUUCGACCAUCAUUCACUUGUCAAUCGUGCGAACGUAACGUUCAGGACAGUUUGAAAUUCGAACAUUCUAAAUUCAAAAUGAACUUCGGUCGUGUUUUGUUUUUCGUGUUCGCCUGCGUGCUGGCUUUGAGCGCGGUGUCAGGGGCACCCAACCCUCGGUGGAACCCGUUUAAAAAAUUGGAAAAAGCGGGACGAAACAUCCGUGACGGCAUCAUCAAAGCUGGUCCCGCGGUAGCCGUCGUCGGUCAAGCCGCGACCAUUGCUAAAGGAUAACAAAAUGGCGUUGACGCAUCUUCCCUCUCUCUCUUUCUUUACUAAGUUUGAGUAGACAGAUGUUUUGAUAACGGUGAAAAGCCGACAUGAAUCUUGAAGACUUUAAUAGUACUUAAGUUUUAUUUAUGGAAUAGAGAAACUUCUUGCA
This is a messenger RNA of Cydia fagiglandana, 430 nucleotides long. RefSeq names its product cecropin-like. Gene Ontology annotation, biological process: antibacterial humoral response. The record is from RefSeq and is a predicted model, not a curated record. NCBI's taxonomy places the organism in Eukaryota, Metazoa, Arthropoda, Insecta, Lepidoptera, Tortricidae. The coding region runs from base 88 to 282 and encodes 64 amino acids. Gene Ontology annotation, cellular component: extracellular region. The transcript has 2 exons.